AUGUUGUCAGUAAUAUCAUUUGAUUCAUCAUCAUCAACCAUCGGUUCAUUCAUCACAGGACAUUCAUUUUCACCCAAAUUUGAAAUACUGUCCGUGGUAACAGCUUUAAUUCAAGAGAUGGAGACGAACGUAACCAAAAAACAACGAAGAACCUGGUCAAAAGAAUGGUUGAAAAAUAGACAACAAUAUACUCACGAGAAGCUAUUAACUGAGUUGCGCAAUUUUGAAAGAAAUGAUUUCAAAAAUUUUUUAAGAAUGGAUGAUGAAUGUUUCGAUGAAAUUUUAUCUUUGGUGAAUCCAUUUAUUAAAAAACAAAAUACGUCAAUGCGAGAAGCUGUACCAGCAAGUCAAAGACUGUCUAUAACUCUACAUUAUUUGGCUACCGGAAACACAUUCGAAGACCUGAAAUUUAUCAGUGCGAUAUCUCCUCAAUCCAUUGGAAAAAUUGUGAUUGAAACUUGUGAAGCUUUAAUAUAUUGUCUUCGAAACUAUAUAAAGGUAAGCUACAUAUUCUGCCGCCUUAAAUUACAUACAUUUUUUUGCGUUAGAGAAUGCUUUUAUUCAUAA
Molecule: messenger RNA, 567 nt
Organism: Rhopalosiphum maidis (corn leaf aphid)
Lineage: Eukaryota; Metazoa; Arthropoda; Insecta; Hemiptera; Aphididae
Exons: 3
Coding region: 1-567 (188 amino acids)
Source: RefSeq, a predicted model, not a curated record